Messenger RNA from Exaiptasia diaphana, 1640 nucleotides. RefSeq lists its product as uncharacterized. Lineage: Eukaryota; Metazoa; Cnidaria; Anthozoa; Actiniaria; Aiptasiidae. The coding region runs from base 1 to 1398 and encodes 465 amino acids. Gene Ontology annotation, molecular function: ATP binding. The transcript has a single exon. The record is from RefSeq and is a predicted model, not a curated record.
AUGGCAAGUCGAAACUGGUACCGUUUUAAAGCUUGYUUCUAUUUUAUCAUCUUUCUGCUGACAACUCCAUUCUACUGCAUAUUAACUGCUGUUCUCUGGACAUCUUUUCAUAUUCUCCACGCGUUGAAUAUCUACACCAAGCAGGMASCACCAACGCUUCUCCCACSRGACCWCCGAARAACKGUGCUCUUUACAGAYUCUGUGAAUACAAAGACGUUGAAUGUGWUWCGGUGUCUUGGUAAAGUUGGMCAUCGUAUUAUUGUCGUCGAUUCUAAUCGAUACAAACACACKGGCGCUAGUUGGUCGAGGUAYGUGRCAAAAGUCAUAUACGUAGCRCACCAUGCGGGCCCAACUACAGAGAAGUACAUCGAAGAAGUCGUGAAAAUUGCCCUUCAAGAGCAAGUAGAUUGGUUUAUUCCCAUCAGUAAGACAAAGAAUGCUAUCAUAAACUACAUGGUCGAGCAAAGACUGGCCAAGCUGCGACCAACCAUUAGGUGUUUGGGUUUUGGUGAUCUUGAGUUGGCGCGACUGCUUAACCACAAACUCGAUUUUCUUGAUCAUUGUAAAAAGAUUGGCUUSUCSGUGCCCGACUUYCACGCUAUCUAUGGGAUUGAGGAUUUGCAAAAGCUAAGAGAAAUGAACCUGUUCAAUGAAAAACAUUAUUUCUUAAAGCCAAUUGACGACUACAGCGAGGAUAGACUGAACUUCAAGCGAAUACCUGGUGAUGAAGACUCCUUCAAAAAGUACUUAAAAGAAUACGAACCGAAAGUCAGCUCAAAGCCCAACUACUUUGUAUGCGARUACAUAAAAGGCACCGAAUUCACAUCCAACGUAGUCUGUCGACAGGGAAAGGUGUUGUCGCUGGAAACACUUCCAACRUGCRGCYYCCAAACGGAGUUUGACAACGUCCCCAACCAAGCCGUGAGAAAUUGGACUUUKGAGUUUUGCRKYAAAAUGAAGAUCAGUGGAGGCAUCUGUUUUGACUUUAUACAAGACGAUGUGACAGGAAAAGUCUACUGCAUCGAGUGCAACCCACGUCUUCACUCAAGCAUUUCGCUUCACCACGGUAAUCCUGAGCUGGCCAAGGUGUUUCAAGCAGCUCUAGAWCCMGAGAGUUUGCAAGAUGAAACAAUUUCUUUUCCUGUUGAGCCUKCSUCKACKUCGCCUCGCGCCUAUUGGCUGUACCUUGAGWUCCACAAGCUAUUUUCUGGUCGUCAGGGUGUUGGUGGGUUAUUGUGGUCGUUGAUGAAUGGUAGAGAUGCAGUCUUUGAUAAGGACGACCCUAUGCCUUUCUUGAUGUCAAAUACCAUCAGUGCCAUGAUUCAACUUAAGAGGGCAAUCUUCAGCGGCGCUCGUUUUGGAAUUUAUAAUCCCGUGGUUGGAAGAUUGAGUCCUUAGAAUCUGUAACUAUAAUACAAUUAACGUAUUGUGUUAUAUAAUUUUGUGACUUUCAAAAUUUGUCUUUUUUUGUCUUGAGUUUAAAAUACUGUUGGACACAUAGUAAGUGAAUAGUUAAAGGUCCUUAAAUUCUCUUCUGUCGUAUAUAUUGUUUGUUUAUACCAGUGUAAUAUUUAAUUUCGCUCAAUUCUGAUACCUAUAAUGCUUGCCAUUUUGCUAACAUUAAAGUUAAACGUAUUCUU